AUGUAUGAAGAAGAUCAAGUCUCAGACACAGUAGGGGUCAGAAUGGUGAAAAUGUUUAAAUCCUUAUGGAAACUUCCAGUUUUUCCUAGGAUUAAACACUUUUUGUGGAAGGCUUCUUCUUCUCUUCUCUCUACUAGAGAUGUACUCAGUUUGAAGGUUCCGGCAAUAGCUAAUAUCUGCCCGUACUGUGAUCAAAACCAAGAAUCGCCUGCUCAUGUUAUAAGAUAUUGUAAUCAUCCUAGAAUGGUCUGGUUUGCGCUUUUUGGUUGGUCUGCAAGUGGUGAUCCUUCGUUUGCUGAAUGGAUUAUUCAGUGGUGUGACAAGGUUUUCCAAAACAUUACAGCUCAACCUGAGAAAACAAUUAAGAAGUGCAAAAGCUUCUUCGAGGAUCAUGCAAUUCAGUGGAAUAAAACUACUUCUACUGAUAACAGACGUAAGCAGCAGGCAGCAAAGUGCAUCCAACUAAAAGGCAUUAGUAGCGCUGAGGAGGCUGAAUUUAAGGGGUUGAGGGAAGCUGUCAAAUGGGCGCACUCUCUCAAACUAAAGAAGAUGAUUUUGAACUUGACGCUAAGACAGUAG
Messenger RNA from Papaver somniferum (opium poppy), 579 nucleotides. RefSeq lists its product as uncharacterized. Lineage: Eukaryota; Viridiplantae; Streptophyta; Magnoliopsida; Ranunculales; Papaveraceae. The transcript is spliced from 3 exons. The record is from RefSeq and is a predicted model, not a curated record. Bases 1 to 579 code for a protein of 192 amino acids.